AAAAACAACAGCAGGUAAAUUAUCCGUGAUGAGUAAGAUAAAGAAAGAUGUCCUGCUAAUAAGACACGGUCAGGGAGAUCACAACAAGUUGUUCUACGAGAACAGGAUGGAGGAGGGGCUAGCGCUGCGGGAUCCGGCCCUGAACGAGGUGGGGGUUAAACAGGCAACCAACCUCGGCAUACAACUUAAGGAACAGCUCCUGGAGAGUAAGUUUGAUCUAGAGCUGAUAAUAACGUCUCCAAUGAGACGAGCUCUGUUGACAACUGAUUACGUGUUCGGUAAACUGCCUCCGUAUCCUGUACUUGUGUCUCCUAUCCCUACUGAGAUGGGACACGGAGGAUGUGAUUACGGGAGCAGUAAAACUGUUCUGACACGUGACUUCCCUCACCACGACUUUACACAUGUCGAGUCAGAGGAAUGGUGGACGGAGGAGGAGUCGCAGGAACAUUUAGAACAGCGCGUGGAAGAAUUCAAGGAAUUUCUGAAUUCCAGACCGGAGACCAGAAUAGCUGUCGUGUCUCACGGACGUUUCCUUACCCAACUCAUGGAAAUAGAUCAAUUUUGCUCGUUCGCGAACUGUGACUGUAAACAAGUGACUCUUGGAGGCGAUGGUGUGGUCAGUGAUCCUGGAGAGAUUUUUAUACGGGUUGACAAAAUGUGGAAACCCUAUUAAAAGAAGAAGAAGAUCAUAAAGCUUGGAAAUAAAAACAAUAUUGUAGAUUAAAUAUUUGGCUAGAAAACAAUUGGUAGGGAUAUACAGUACAUAGCUGAUAGAGUUAGUGGUUAUCUAUAUCAUUUUAUAAACAGCAUGCUUUUUUACUUUUACAAAACAAUAACACAGCGACCCAUUGAUACCUGCCUUUUGCAGGUUUAAAAUUAUUUUGUAGAAUAUAAAUUUCAUACUUAUCUGUACAAUAUGAGGUAAUAUUUGGUGUAUGUUAUUUAAUUUAUAAACUCAUUCGGAAAAUAUCGUUCACAUAAAUUACGUAAACCAGAUUUUGGCCAUUUUAUACCCACUCCCUCCGUAUGCUAUUUAACAGAUAGCUAUUGUGUUGGAACUAGCGUAGCCACACCCAAACCCACUCCUCCUGCCUAGGCUGGCUUACAUAAUAUGUGAACGACCCUUUAACAAACCAUUUUACAAUUCUUAAAAGGCUGUUUUUGGCUGUAUUUUAACAUUAUUUUGAUUAAUUUUAUUUGCGCUAUUGCGUUACUGCAACCAAUUACCAGCCUUAUCUAAAUAAAUCUCCCUUGACAUGAUUCUUCCUAUCCUUCACAGUCUCAAUUAUUUUUUCUGAACUGAAUUAAAUUUGUCAGCCGUUGAUAAGCAUUCCUUUUCCACUUUCCCAAAAUUUUCUCAUUGCAGAUAAGUUUUAUUAUUCUACUUAGUCUUAAACGAAAAUAUUCGUUAGCAAGAUCUUUCCUCAGAAAAUAUAAUUCGUGUUAAUUCUUUUCCGAACUCAGAUUUUAUAUUGGUGUGUAAUGUGUUUAUUUAUCGUGUACCCAUAUAAUUAUACGUAUUAUACAUGAUGUUUGGUUUGAUUUAUCCAGUGACUAAUGUGCUCGACCCGGCGCAGAGGAAGCUGGAUACAAAGUGUAACAACGGUUUAAUAAACUGAAGGUUUCUUACUAAAGCAGUCGUUCUGAAACACGGACGAUUGCUUCGACAUGAAACUUUUAGUGUGUUAACCCGAUCGCGUUGUUUCACUUUGGAAAUAUCUUAUGUAUGUGUAUCAGGUAUGUAUCUGUUUAGUAUGUUUAUUGUUUAUUAAUAAUUUCAUUGGCACACUUACUUCACUUGUUUCACUUUGUCUAACGCAAACUCUUGUUUUAGUAAAUAAACUGAAUAAUGCAAAUUUCAUU
This is a messenger RNA of Bolinopsis microptera, 1863 nucleotides long. RefSeq lists its product as uncharacterized. NCBI's taxonomy places the organism in Eukaryota, Metazoa, Ctenophora, Tentaculata, Lobata, Bolinopsidae. The record is from RefSeq and is a predicted model, not a curated record. Gene Ontology annotation, cellular component: cytoplasm. Gene Ontology annotation, molecular function: phosphatase activity. Bases 29 to 673 code for a protein of 214 amino acids. The transcript is spliced from 4 exons.